Neodiprion virginianus is the source of this 6496-nucleotide messenger RNA. RefSeq lists its product as uncharacterized. Bases 437 to 1318 code for a protein of 293 amino acids. The record is from RefSeq and is a predicted model, not a curated record. The transcript has 2 exons. Lineage: Eukaryota; Metazoa; Arthropoda; Insecta; Hymenoptera; Diprionidae.
CAGGUCGUCCGCACCGGUGUAUUCGUCUGUGAGCUUUCGAAGGGGAUUCACGCGGUACCCCGGCAAUUUUCGUCGUCGCAGCAAGCCAGCCUGCCUCAGGACCCUUUGCCCUUUAGUAAAGUAUACAGUAAAGAGAAAAGAAAUCCGUCGCGAGUUUGGGGUAAAAUGUGAAAUAGAAAGGUUAGAGGGAUCGCAGGGCCCGUUUCUCUUUUUCGUGGGUGUAGAUUUUUCUCCACCGUUUGACGUAUCGCGGUAUAUAAUCAGUGUAUGUGAAUAUCGUAAGUUGCCAAAAAGUUUGCCCAAAUUAUACGACCGAUAAGUGCAGUUCGUGCAGAGUAUCGUGAUGGUUUGGAGGGGGUGAAUUUUUCAACCUAUAACCGCUCGUUCGUUUCGGGUUUUUCUACGAGAAGCGGCGAGCUUGAAACACCAAGUCAGGAUGUACACGGUGGGCUUGCACUCGGCGCUGGCGAUCAAGCGUCAGCGCAAGCGUCGGGACGAGCAGCGUCGCGCCCGCGAGCGCCGUUACAGCGCCCAGAGCGGCGAGAGCGGUUUGACGUCACCGAGAGCAUCGACCGGCUCGCUGGACCACCACCCCCGUCACCACCACGCGGCCCAGGUUCACCGAGCCGCGGGGGAGGGGGUGCUCGACUCGAAGGUGGUGACGUCCGUGGGCAUGCUCCACAUCGGUGUCGUCUUCCUGGUCCUCGGGGCCUUCCUCUUGGCCAGCGGCCUACUGCCGGGCGACAUGGCCAGCUGGAGUUCGAAAUCGAGCGGCGGUUGGUGGAACGAGCUAGUGGCGACGGGGAUAUUCGCCUCGGUGAUGGGCAUCUUCCUGAUCGUAUUGAACAAGGUGAUAGCGAAGAAGGAGGAGGACGACCUGGAGGAGUACGUCCAGCGGCAGCUGACAAGGUCGAGGUCCGGACACCGUUUGGAACGCGACGUCGAGACCGGCGGCCUUACCACUCGACACGCGAGGCGCGCCAAGCAGCUCAAGGCCGUCGUCUCCUCCGGCACCCUCUCCGUCGACGAGACGGAGCCCAACGUCGACGGAUCGCCUCCGCGAAGCCCACCACCCGCGUACUCGCCGCCACCGGCAUCCGCGGCCGAUCCUCAACCGCAACCGGCGCAUCUUCUCGAGCAGAUAACCGAGGAGGAUGGAAACAACGACAGGAUCGAGACGUCGACGACCCCCAGCCUCAGUCCGGGCUCGCCGUGCGAUACCAGAGAGCUCAUACACCCUGACGCUACGUUCUGCAACCUCAAUGGAAACCAUCCUCAGGCUCACAGGCCGCUUUACGUUCACGUCUCAAGGAUCUGAAUUGAUCGGAUUUUGCGAUUGUUGUAAGGGGGGGGGGUGCUUGCAGGUACCCGUUAUCGGGGAUGGUUUUAUGCGGCAGUUUUUUUGUUUUUGUUCUUCUUUUUUUUUCUACUUCAUACAUACCUCGUCGAUAUCAAUGCCUGUACUAACUACGUCGAACACUUGUCGAGUAUCCCGUGUGUUUAUCAUUGUUGGUUAUACCUACUUACUGCAGCCGUUUUCGUAUUGGGUAUAUAUUUCUUUUUAGAGGCUGCAGUUGAGACUUUUUUGGUCGCGUGAAAAACUGGGGUCGGGAUCGGUUUGAAAGGUUUUAGAAAGCUCGUUGGGCGUGAUGAAUAACCGUUUGAAUAAUCUACAACAAUGCUGUUUGGGCCAAUGAUGGCGAAUUUGAUCUGAGCAAGUUUGAAUAACGGAAACUGUGAAAUGUAUGAACAGUUUGAGAAUAUAGUGUUUGAAAUUAGAACCUUCAAAAUGAAUCUACUUCAUGGUAGUUUUGAUACGAUUUUAAUCCUUCUGGUCUUGUAUCGCGCGAUUCUCUGAACAAAAAACGUGAAAUUUCACGAUAUGACAUUGUUGCGAGACGGAAUUGUGAACGUUGACGAACAUCCGUGAGAACGUAUUUACACAAAUUUAUUUUCAUCCAUUUUUAUCAACCUUAAAGACGUCUGAAAGAAAAAAAUAUUCAGGUUAUCUCUGAAUAUGUCGAUCUACGGUCACUGAUCCAAUAUCCUUGUACCUAUAACUCUACAGUGAACAAGGUAAGCAGAGAAACAUGAGAACUUGAACAUGAUUCAAAAACACCAGUGUUCAAAUAAUUUUGUAACGUUAUGACUAAUUGCAAAACCUUUUCUCAAUAAUUGACAUCUCAACUUGUGUUAUUCGAAUUUACUCAGAUUCAUUUUAAUUACUUGUGAAUACAUGUCGUUUCACUCGUAUCCGCUAUUCAUUCGUGCAUUCAACGUUGCUCGAAAUAAUUUUUUUUUUGUACGGUUUUUCUCUCUUCGCUUAGCUUCUGAUUCGAACGAUUUGACAGAUUCAUGCUGAAUGCCAUACGAAUGCAUUUCGAAUCAUGGGGAUUCGUUUGAGCUCGGCUGAUUCGAUUCGCUUUUCAAUUCUCCAAGAUCGUAAGUGUAUCGACUCAGUUCGAAAAUGGUCGACCACUUUUUAUUCGGAUUAAAAACCACGCAGCUGCAUCUGCUCCAGCCAAAAAUCGAACCUCUUUAUAUAUGUAUAACAUAAUAACCAUGCACGUAAUAUUAUAGUUUACAUAAAUAGUAGGGAAUAAUAUUGCAAAGUUGUUAAAUGAAUGCGGGAAGCGAUUAUCGCUUCGCUGUUGACGAUUAAUAACGGCAUUGUAAGAUCCGUGGAGCUUUUCGUAUAUAUCGUCCAAUUACAGAGCUUUUAGAUGAUAUAUAUGUCGCUUCGGUCUAAUUGCGAGACGAUACUUUUGCUAUCGCAGAUGAGGAAUACUCAAAGAAAUUAAAAAUCGAAUCAAACUCUCGCCAAAUAUUCGGUAAAAUCAUCGUUGAUUGUAAUUUUCGUCAAUAUUUUUAUAAAUGGUCGAAAUUAUUGAAUAUACGUGUAUAAUUGUAAUAUUAUAAUAACGUGUGAUCUCCAGCCUCGAAAUUCGUUGAAAAAUUUCUACAUAAUUAACUUUGCACGAAUUAUGAUCAAUGUGACAAAACAAAGAAAAAACAAAAAAGAAAAAAAAAAAUGCGUCUUUUAAAAGCGUCAGUUUUUAUUCUAGUCUGCAUGAAUUUUCUCGGUGUUCUUCUUAACUGAGAACAAAAAGAUUCGAUCCAGUCUCAAGUAUGUCGUAAAAUUUUUAUUCAAUCGCAUUCCAAAAAGUCGAAUGAAAAUUCUCCUCGCUAAUUUUACAAACGGAGAAUCUGAGUUACGCAAUUGAUUUUUCACCAGAAAUUAGUAGGUACGACACAAAAGUAAUUUCUUUACAUCCGUUUGCGGACAAACAAACCACUCGAGCAUCAAUUAUUGUUUUUUCUUCUUUUUAUUUGUUGCAUAAAAAUUUGUGUACCAAAUUGCUUUACUUUCGCGGCGGCGAUAUUUCGGUAUUAACAAAGUUCAUCACGAUUGAGUGGAAGUUUAUCAAAAACAGUGAUAAAAAUUUCAUCGGAUGAUUUUACGCUGCGGCGGGGCCCAUGAUCAAAGCGAAGCGUUGUUAUAAUAAUUGGAAAGUAACAUACGAGAUUAACAAUAAAAUAAGAAAUGAAUUAGGGCUAAUCCGCAGCUCCGCAACAUAUAUAUAUAUAUAUAUGUAUGUGUGUGUGUGUCUGUGUGUGCAUACAUAUAAGGACCAAAAUAACCAGAAGAAAUAAAUACGUGAAUGAUUAAUGAAAUUAAUUAUGCGGCGGAAGAAGCGACGAAGAAAAUUAUUAGGCUGAUAUUAAUACUGGAAUUGGAUUUUAUAAUAAAUGUGAAUCACGUGUUGAUAUUGAGAUUUUCAAAUUGUCGCAUAAUUUGUUAGCUGCCAUAGCUUUAAGUAAUUAUUAUAAAGAGAUUGCCAAAAACAGAGACGUAAAAAUAUGCUAAUUAUAAAAGAUACUCACUACAAUAAUUCUAUUAUUGUUAUUAUCAUUUUAUACCCUUGUGCAAAUCUAAGUCAGCUGUAAAAGCUUUAAAACGAUAUCGGAAACAUCGGAAAGUAUAUUCUAUAUAUAUAUUCAUCAUUAUUAUUAUUGUUAUACGAUAGGAUACUCAUUCAUUUGAUAACGACACAAAUUAAGCGUCGCGUGUUUAUAUAUGUAGUGUCAUAAAUUUUAAGCCUUAGUGUUGUAUAAACGAUCUCACACGUUCACUGUUAUAGUGUAGUAAAACUGCCGCGAUAUUAAGGGAGUGAAAAAGAAAAGACAAGAAAUAAAAAAAAAAAAAGAUAAAUAAAAGAAAAAAAAACAAAAAAAAAACAACAAGAUUAAAUUCGUCAUAAUGUUAUUAUCGUUAAUAAUAGCAUACUUAAUUUUUUCUCUACCUCAAAACUGUAAGUAUCUUUCGAAUUUACAUGUCACGUAUAAAACAAGUACCUGCGCAAUUAUAAGUUAUAUCUAUAUCACUUGUCGGAUACGCAUAUUGAUAAUCAUCGUUUUUCACUCUCGCAAUUCUGUGUAUAGGUGUAUUAACUUGACGCGAUAUUUAUCGAAUUCUCGCUAGUCUUACAGCGAAUAACGAGAUUCAAUAAAUAGCCGCAGUUUGUGGCAAAAUUUCGAUACGUGCCGACAUCCGGACUGGAAAAUGUUGUUGAAUAAUUUAGAUCACGCUUCGUGGCUUGGAAAUCGGUUUCAAAUAUUCUCGUUGGUUUUUAUUUUUUCCCUCUUCUUGUCACAUCGCGUUAAAGAUGUUUUCUAGAAAUUGUCACAUUCCUUGAAUCGCGAAAAUUAACUAAAAAUUGCACCAUAGUCGUUUAUGAAUAACUUAAAAAAGGACUCGUGUUCUCAGAGCCACGAUUCGAUACUUUGCGGUUAUAACAAAAGUUCAGGAGCAUAAUUCGGAUCAGUAAUUAACAAUUGCUAAAAAAAAAAGUUUAUUGGUAAAAAAAAAAAAAAACAUCCGACGUUGCGAUAAAUUCUCUUAGAAGAGAAAGCACGAGUCCUAUAUAUAUAUAUUAUAUACGCCCAUAUCGAACUGUCGAUAAAUAAACAUACGUUAAACUUUGAACUAACUAGGCGAUCGUUAGGCCUUUAAUUAUAGCCAGCCGGCACAGUAUAUAAUAAUAUAAAUCUAGACGAAAACUAAUUGCGAAUUUAAAAAAACACUACAACCAUUCCAUUUUAAUAUCCGAUUAAAUAAUUGAUAUCGAAUUUCUCCAGGUAUAAUCGACCUAGUAUAAUGAUUAUAAUAUUGAACCAACUAAUUAAUUUUAUAAUAUAUCUUACAUGUAUAGAUACGUAACGUAUAAUAUGAAGCAAAAAUUAAAAAAAAAAAAAACAGACGAAAAAAGUAUGAGAUAACUGAAUAAUAAAGAGCAAAAAAAAAAAAGAAAGACAAACCGCUGAUUGUAUCUAGAUUAUAUUGUGAAGUUUUCAAAAACGCUGAUAUUAACUCGUAUCAUGUAACGGAUAAGUGAAAUUAUUACUCUAUAACGAUCACAGUUUUACAACGUAUAAAAAAUGUCUUGAAAUAUCUUUUUUAAACAGCUGACUUUACUAAGUGUAACAUCAAUAAAAUUUGGAUAGGAAAAAAAAAAAAAGAAAAAGAAAAGAAAGGAAAAUUCUAUUUCGUAAUACUCGAUCUAUGUAUAUAUUAUAUGUAGGUAUAUGUACCUAUAAUAAUCGUAAUCUAAAAUGUCAACACACCGAAUGCUAUAUUUUGUCAAAUGUGCUUCGAAACGCAUCAUAUCAAAGGACCAUGAAACAAAUGACUUGAUCCGGAGGGAUUGAAAUAUACACAUAAGUACCUUGAUUCUGACUAAUUUUUUGUUAGUUAUUUAUUCAUUUUUUUUCCAUCACUCAUCGUUUCGCUUAACUUCCGAAAGCGUUUUUGAGAAUUUCCACGAAUAUUGCCAGGAUCGGGCGUUAAAAAAUUCUGUGAUCGAAAAAUUGAUUCACAUCAAAAGUUGAGACUAAAAGAAAAGUAGAAGAAAUAGAAAUAGAAGGAGAACAAAAUAAAAAAAAAAAUAAAAAAAACAAAUCCUCAAAAUAUUCAAUCAAACUCGAUAUUAGAAUUAUACCUACCGAAUCAUUCAAAUUGAAACAUUGACGCAAUGAAGAUAUUAAUCGACGUGUAGGUAAUCCAACGCAUUGCAUCCGUGCAUUAUGAAAAUUGUUCUAAUCGUGCAUAAUUUAGUGUAAACAUGUACCUCUGAUUAACAUCGUGUAACGCAUUCCUCGCGACAUUCCGUAAUUAUGCAUUUUGUGUAUUAUACAUAGACUAUACAAUGAACACGUUACACUUACGCAUAUUGAUUCAUGUGCAACCGUACAUUACAUUGUAUACUUUUACAUUUCCAAUAAUUCUAGCUCUACCAACGCACUGUAUGAUAUAUUAUACAAUAUUACAUCGCAUUCGAUUAUACGUCUAUACGUAUACGUAAACGUGUAAUAUCUGUAUACAGUUUUAAAGUCUUUAAUUGAAUUGUUGUGCCUUUCACGAGCGUCGGCGAAAUUACCUUUCUGUUUCGUCGAUGUUGAAAGAGGAUACCAAAAAAAAAAAAAAAAAAAAAUUGAA